Molecule: messenger RNA, 552 nt
Organism: Prorocentrum cordatum
Lineage: Eukaryota; Dinophyceae; Prorocentrales; Prorocentraceae
Source: the annotation of a GenBank genome assembly
CACAGGGAGCGCAUCUACAUCAUGGGCCGCAAGAUUGACCAGUUCAGCCGAUCAGUACCCCUCACUGACGCGGAGACGAUCCAGAUCGCGAAGAAGAAGCUCAGGGACUUCCUCGACGUGGACGAGCCCCCCUACGAUGAGGAGCAGCUCUCCGAGAAUCAGAUGGCGGCCUUGCAGUGGUGUCGUGAACGCGUCGAGGAGCGCCGCGACGAAUGUCCAGAGUGGACGGUUGCAGUCUUCGACCUGUCACGCGCGCCAGGACGGGUCUACAAACCAACAUGCAGGCUGGAUGACAAGGUCAUGACGCUGACGACCAGGAACGGGAGAUGCAUAUGGAUCCAAGGAGUGUCCAAGAAGUUGCCCUCCUUCGACCGCUUCCUGCUUCCAAAGGAGAGGGCGGCCUUGCAGGGCAUCGAACCAUGGAUCGUGGACCGCCUCCCUGGGCUGUGCUCGCAGUACACAGCGACAGGCAACGCUAUGAGCCUGCCGCGCGUCGGCUUAUGCCUCGCUUGCAUGUUGGAGGAUAUCCAACACCCUGGCACAUAUAAGUAA